Molecule: messenger RNA, 449 nt
Organism: Cicer arietinum (chickpea)
Lineage: Eukaryota; Viridiplantae; Streptophyta; Magnoliopsida; Fabales; Fabaceae
Gene: AFP-CA
Product: defensin AFP
Biological process (GO): defense response
Source: RefSeq, marked validated
AACCACACCAAACACACACAUAACACAUAAGUGAAAAGUUACAUUAUUCAAUAUCACUAAGCCAUGGACAAGAAAUCACUAGCUGGCUUGUGCUUCCUCUUCCUCGUUCUCUUUGUUGCACAAGAAAUAGCGGUGAGUGAAGCAGCGAGGUGUGAGAAUUUGGCUGAUACAUACAGGGGACCAUGUUUCACAACUGGUAGCUGUGAUGAUCACUGUAAGAACAAAGAGCAUUUAGUUAGCGGCAGAUGCAGGGAUGACUUUCGUUGUUGGUGCACUCGUAACUGCUAAUUUCAGAUAUAUAUUAUAUGAAUAAAUAAAUAAAUAAACAUGCACUAUAGCUGCAUCUAUCUAUGUAUUCCCUCGUCUUUUAAUGUGUGUACUCCAUCGUGCAUAAUGUAUUAGUUAUGCACUUUAUCAUAUAUACAACAACAAUAAAUAUUCAUUAUUAC